AUGGCUGUCGAACUCAAGAACAAGGGCAACAAGGCCUUCCAAGCGGGAGAUUAUCCUAGUGCUGUAGACUUUUACAGCCAGGCUAUUAAGUUGAACGACAAGGAGCCUACAUUCUUCACCAACCGAGCCCAAGCAUACAUCAAGACCGAGGCCUACGGUUACGCUAUUGCCGACGCUACAAAGGCUAUCGAGCUCAACCCCAAACUUGUAAAGGCGUACUACCGAAGAGGACUGGCCAAGACUGCGAUCCUCCGACCUAAGGAGGCCAUUGACGACUUCAAGACAUGUGUGUCCCUCGAUCCCAGCAACAAAGAUGCCAGACUCAAGCUGGAGGAGUGCAAAAAGAUCGUCCGUCAGCUAGCUUUCUUUGCGGCAAUCGAGGUCGGCGAUGAGCCUUCAGCGGCUGAGGGUCUUGAUCUAGACUCCAUGGUGGUCGAGCCAGGAUAUGAUGGUGUGCGAUUAGGCGACGAGAUGACACAAGAGUUCAUCGACGAUAUGAUUGAACGUUUCAAGACGGGCAAGAAGAUCCACCGAAAAUACGUCUAUCAAAUCAUCAUCGAGGUCAAGAAGCUCGUAUACGACGAGCCCACCAUGGUCGAGGUCGAGAUUCCCAAUGACGUGAAGCUCACUGUCUGUGGUGACACUCACGGUCAAUACUUUGAUCUUAUGGAGUUGUUCCGCCGCAACGGAACCCCUGACGAGAAGCACUGGUAUCUUUUCAACGGUGAUUUCGUGGACCGAGGUUCUUGGUCGACUGAGAUCGCUCUGCUCCUUUAUGCUUACAAGUGGUUACGACCCAACCAGUUCUUCUUGAACCGUGGCAACCACGAAACGGAUGACAUGAACCGUGUGUACGGUUUCGAGGGCGAGUGCAAAGCCAAGUACAACGAGCGGGUCUUCAAGCUGUUCUCUGAGAGCUUCUCUGCUCUUGCUUUGGCCACUCUCAUUGGCAAGAAGUACCUUGUCCUUCACGGAGGCCUUUUCUCUGAUGACAGCGUCACUCUUGACGAUAUUCGAAAACUCAACCGACACAACCAGCGACAACCAGGCCAAGCCGGUUUGAUGAUGGAGAUGCUCUGGACCGACCCCCAGGAGGAGAACGGCCGAGGUCCCAGCAAGCGUGGUGUCGGUAUGCAGUUUGGUCCCGACAUCACCAAGAAGUUCUGUGAGAAGAACGGCCUUGAGGCUGUUAUUCGGAGUCACGAGGUUCGCAUGGACGGUUAUGAAGUGCAGCACGAUGGCCGCUGUAUUACCGUCUUCUCUGCCCCUCGAUACUGUGACUCAACAGAAAACAGGGGUGCCUACAUCAACAUUGGCCCCGACUACAAACUUCAAUACGAGCAAUUUGAUGCUGUGCCUCAUCCCGACAUCAAGCCUAUGGCAUAUGCGCAAAGCUCUCUCAUGUCUUCUCUGAUGUAG
Messenger RNA from Fusarium proliferatum ET1, 1419 nucleotides. RefSeq names its product putative phosphoprotein phosphatase (serine/threonine specific protein phosphatase). The record is from RefSeq and is a predicted model, not a curated record. Gene Ontology annotation, molecular function: protein serine/threonine phosphatase activity; protein binding. Bases 1 to 1419 code for a protein of 472 amino acids. Lineage: Eukaryota; Fungi; Ascomycota; Sordariomycetes; Hypocreales; Nectriaceae. Gene Ontology annotation, cellular component: nucleus; cytosol. The transcript has 7 exons.